This is a messenger RNA of Dipodomys spectabilis (banner-tailed kangaroo rat), 1228 nucleotides long. It is a transcript of the gene Tacr1, whose product is annotated as tachykinin receptor 1. Gene Ontology annotation, biological process: positive regulation of flagellated sperm motility; G protein-coupled receptor signaling pathway. The transcript is spliced from 5 exons. NCBI's taxonomy places the organism in Eukaryota, Metazoa, Chordata, Mammalia, Rodentia, Heteromyidae. Gene Ontology annotation, cellular component: plasma membrane; sperm midpiece. The record is from RefSeq and is a predicted model, not a curated record. Gene Ontology annotation, molecular function: substance P receptor activity. Bases 4 to 1227 code for a protein of 407 amino acids.
AACAUGGAUAACGUCCUCCCUGUGGACUCAGACCUCUUCCCCAACAUCUCCACCAACACCUCAGAACCCAAUCAGUUCGUGCAGCCGGCCUGGCAAAUUGUCCUUUGGGCAGCUGCCUACACGGUCAUCGUGGUGACCUCCGUGGUGGGCAACGUGGUGGUAAUGUGGAUCAUCUUAGCCCACAAAAGAAUGAGAACAGUGACCAACUACUUCCUGGUGAACCUGGCCUUCGCCGAAGCCUCCAUGGCUGCAUUCAACACCGUGGUGAACUUCACCUAUGCCGUCCACAAUGAGUGGUACUACGGCCUGUUCUACUGCAAGUUCCACAACUUCUUCCCCAUCGCUGCUGUCUUCGCCAGUAUCUACUCCAUGACGGCCGUGGCCUUCGAUAGGUACAUGGCCAUCAUUCAUCCUCUUCAGCCUCGGCUGUCAGCCACGGCCACCAAGGUGGUCAUAUGUGUCAUCUGGGCUCUGGCCCUCCUGCUGGCCUUCCCGCAGGGCUACUACUCCACCACGGAGACCAUGCCCAGCAGAGUGGUAUGCAUGAUUGAGUGGCCAGAGCAUCCUGACAAGAUUUAUGAGAAAGUGUACCACAUCUGUGUCACCGUGCUGAUCUACUUCCUCCCCCUGCUGGUAAUCGGCUAUGCCUACACUGUGGUGGGGAUCACACUGUGGGCCAGUGAGAUCCCUGGGGACUCCUCAGACCGGUACCAUGAGCAAGUCUCUGCCAAGCGCAAGGUGGUGAAAAUGAUGAUCGUCGUGGUGUGCACCUUUGCAAUCUGCUGGCUGCCCUUCCACAUCUUCUUCCUCCUGCCCUACAUCAACCCGGAUCUCUACCUGAAGAAGUUUAUCCAGCAGGUUUACUUGGCCAUCAUGUGGCUGGCCAUGAGCUCCACCAUGUACAACCCCAUCAUCUACUGCUGCCUCAAUGACAGGUUCCGUCUGGGCUUCAAGCAUGCCUUCCGAUGCUGCCCUUUCAUCAAUGCUGGUGAUUACGAGGGGCUAGAGAUGAAAUCCACCCGGUACCUCCAGACCCAGGGCAGUGUGUACAAGGUCAGCCGCCUGGAGACAACUGUCUCCACUGUGGUAGGGGCCCAUGAGGAGGACCCAGAGGAGGCCUCCAAGGCUACACCCUCCUCCAUGGACCCGACCUCCAAUGGCUCCUCUCGCAGCAACUCCAAGACCAUGACAGAGAGCUUCAGCUUCUACUCUAACAUGCUGUCCUAAG